Molecule: messenger RNA, 1773 nt
Organism: Pseudomassariella vexata
Lineage: Eukaryota; Fungi; Ascomycota; Sordariomycetes; Amphisphaeriales; Pseudomassariaceae
Exons: 4
Coding region: 1-1773 (590 amino acids)
Cellular component (GO): cell cortex of cell tip
Molecular function (GO): protein binding
Source: RefSeq, a predicted model, not a curated record
AUGAGGGGUAUACGCUCUCUUUUCGUUUUACCAUCGGUUUUGGGGAGUAUUGUCAGAGGUGCCGUCGAUGAUGGCUUGUCGCGGCGAGGUGUUGACAACCCAACCCCAGAAAACUUCCGCCGCCAUGCUUUCCCCGCGGCCGUGGUGAUUGGCGACUAUGUUUAUAUAGAUGGCGGCGAGAUGUCUCAAGCAGAAGGUGGUCAGGAGCCCAGUGAGAGCAAACCCUCGUAUGCCAUGAACUCAACCCUUUCAUUACCCAUCAAAUCGUCAUGGACAAACGACAGUGUUUCUAUUCGCUCCAUCACGAAGAAAGCGCCCCUACAAAAUCAACAGAUAUACUGGAACGAUCCAGCGGUCAACUCUUUUUAUACGUGGGGCGGAAUGACGGCGAAUUGGGGGGAGGCUGCCGACAAUGAAAUAUGGAAAUUCCUUGCGGAUGGCGAAGGGGGUGGUGAAUGGAGCAAGGUCACACUCUCGACAAUUGUAGCCUUCAGCAACUCACUCCGGCCUAUAGGUGCUGCAUUUACUACCCACAACGGUGUGGGAUAUGCUCUUGGGGGUGAUGUGAGCAUACGUACAGAUACAAGCAUCUCGGGAAACCUGACCACGGCAAUACCGGGUUACGUUACCUUCGAUAUGCGUAAUCUCACAUUCACGAACUCCAGCUCCGACGGUUUCGAAAAAUACGGCACGAACAUGAAUGGACGUGCUGAAUUUAUACCAUUUGGACCGGAUGGACUCCUCAUAUUCUUGGGCGGGUCCGAAGCCCCAGUUGGCGGUGUGACCGAGUACGAUCAACUCGAUUGGAACAGUCUCUCGAUGCUCGACCCCAAGACAAACAAGUGGUACAGCCAGAAGACGACAGGGUCAAAGCCCACAACGAGGGAACGCCAUUGCACUGUUGGGGUUGCCGGCCCAAAUGGGACAUACGAAAUCUUCAUAUACGGCGGAAUGUCGGAUCAGACGACCAGCUCCUCCGACGAAGUCUUCGUGCUUUCACUUCCCGGCUUCGUAUUCUUCAAAUCCUCCAGCCUAGGUACGCCGCGUAACGACCACGCUUGUGUCGUAGUAGGAAAGCGGCAAAUGCUGAGCGUGGGUGGCACCAACGGCUACGAGGGGUACCCGAAUUCCAUUCUGCAAGCCGACCCGUGGAAGCAGGGCCUCGGUAUCUUCGAUAUGUCACAGAUGCAAUGGGCGAGCAGUUACGAUGCGAACGCGGCGGAAUAUGAAUCGCCCCAAGUCAUUCGUGAUUGGUAUGACCAGGGGGGGUUGGCUUCGGUAUCGUGGGGUAGCGACGACGUCAAAGCUUUGUUUAUCGACGGGUCAAACCCGAACGUCGGGGAUAACGGGACAUCAUCCACAACGAGCUCGAGCUCGGGACCGUAUUCUAGUUCCACAGGCACGGGGGAUGAGCCUCAAACCAGUUCGACUCCAGUGGGUGCCAUAGUGGGUGGAGCUGUUGGGGGCGUCGCACUCCUUGCUGCAAUCGGCGGAGCCGCAGGCUUCCUCCUCCGCCGCAGAAUGGCCCAGAAAGCCGCACUUACCGACAAGCUGAAUAGCCCGACGUGGCAGUAUCCCCUUGUCGAAAUGCCGACCGAGGCGUCUCACGGUGAACUUGCCACCCAGCAGCCUCGCUACGAAUUAGCCGCUCAUGACGCACUCUUUCAACAAAAUUUGCAGGAACAUUACGCACCUGAGCAGAGUUAUACGGGAACAACAGACCAGAGUUUACAGGGGAGGGACCAGGAAACUACGAGUGACGUUGGUUUUUGA